UCAUACCAUUUCGCUUUAGAGAGUUCAACGAAAUAUGAUAGGUUAAAAAAUGGUUAUUGUCUGAACAGCCAAUGGUGAUGCGGAUCUAACUCUGACCAAUAGACAGGUACAAUGUGCCGGAGGGGACGGCUCUUGACUCUCACGUCCAAUAAGAAAAGAGAAAAGGGAAACGCCUAAUUUGCAUAAGGCUUCUAUAAAUAGAAGGGCGGCCGCCACUAUUUCUAUACUGUUGUCACUGGGUAUUUGGUGAUUGAAGACUAGUGUACGUCGAGUACUUUGAGAGAAUAGCUUUUGUCAAGAUGCCUGAGCCAGCAAAAUCUGCUCCUGCUCCCAAGAAGGGCUCUAAAAAAGCUGUGACUAAGACUCAGAAGAAGGGCGAUAAGAAGCGCAGAAAGACUAGGAAGGAGAGUUAUUCCAUCUACGUGUACAAAGUGCUGAAACAAGUUCACCCGGACACCGGUAUCUCCUCUAAGGCCAUGGGGAUCAUGAACUCCUUUGUGAACGACAUCUUCGAGCGCAUUGCGGGGGAAGCGUCUCGCCUGGCUCAUUACAACAAGCGUUCAACCAUCACUUCUCGGGAGAUCCAGACCGCUGUGCGCCUGCUUCUGCCGGGGGAGCUGGCCAAACAUGCUGUGUCUGAGGGCACCAAGGCCGUCACCAAGUACACCAGCUCCAAGUAAAUAGUUUGCUGUGAGACUAUCAACACCUAUAACCCAAAGGCUCUUUUAAGAGCCAUCCACUUUCUCAUCCAAAGAGCUCUGCUAUCACUAACUGCUGGUGCUUGUGUUCUUCAAACUCCAACAGUGUAUUUUUUAAAACAAUCUGUAUUUGUGCUUUAGUUUCAGGCGACUUGUUAAAGCAUUUUUUUUAUUGCAUAUGCUCCCUAUAUCGAGGGGGGACUGAUUUCGUUUUAGUAAAUGGCAUUGUCAAUUUAAACUAUAUCGGGGUUUCAAAUUUUAAGGAAAAAUGUAGGUGUCCCGCGUCUUUCUCGUUUCUCCCCCUCCCAACCAAUAGUUCGGUGAGGUGUCACCUCCAUAUAAAAUAUGGCUAAACGGUUUGUCCGGUAAAUAACAUUUGACAUAUUACCAGAUUACACUGUUCAGUACUCUAUUUAACCGAAGAAUAAUCCUAGAGGUUCGACUAAAGUUUUGGCUCCAUGAAUUAUCUGUUUAUGUGCCUGAAGGAUAGUUGGUUUGCCUCAUAGUUUUCUAUCAUUCUUUAAGUUCCUGUAGCUAAAACUCAAAAAGCUUUCCCCCUCCCUCUCUAGUUUAUCUGAAUAUUGCUAUUUGGGACUGUUAACAUCUGGUAAAAAAAUAACAAAAUGUUACAAGUUAUGGGGGUGUUACAGCUCCUUUCAGCGUGAAGGUAGUGGGUUUUAAAAGAGCCUUUGGGACGUUUGGAAGUUGCAGAAGAGAGCUGAACUGAGCAGCCUGUAAACCCUUUCACCACGGAUACGCCGGCGUAACUGGAUGUCCUUGGGCAGGAGGUGACUCUCUUUUGCGUGACUGGCACACAGGUUAAAGUUAGUAUUUUCAAAGAGCCCACCAAUUCGCUGGCCUCCUAUCGGUCCAUAACGGCCGAGCUCUGGAAGCACAGAUAGAAAGCGGUCGCCACAAGCUGGGUAGUCAAUGUCAUCCCUGCUCUCUCUCUUACUGCUGAACAACCAUCACGCACACAAAUCCCCGGAGAUAAAGGGGCGGGAUAAUAGUUAACCCACAGAAUGGGCUGAAACCCCUCUCGAUCCUCGUAUUUUGUGUUUUAAUUUGCUGCUAGU
Molecule: messenger RNA, 1774 nt
Organism: Terrapene triunguis (Three-toed box turtle)
Lineage: Eukaryota; Metazoa; Chordata; Testudines; Emydidae
Product: histone H2B 8
Exons: 1
Coding region: 300-680 (126 amino acids)
Cellular component (GO): nucleosome
Molecular function (GO): protein heterodimerization activity; DNA binding; structural constituent of chromatin
Source: RefSeq, a predicted model, not a curated record